CGGAGGAGCGACAUCAGCCUGGCUGCUUCUACUUCUCUUCUUCUCCUUCUCCUCACACUCGACCCAAGCGAUCAUGUCCCGUUACGAUCCACAGGUGUCUUAGAAAUGGUAUUUAAAGUAGUCCCGCUCAUCAUCCGACUGACUUUGUGACAUCACGAGAGCAAGAUGACGCCACAAUUGAUUAACAGUACAUACCUCGCCGUUGUGAUGCUUCAAACAUGAUGUUCUCAGAGGCAGGUGGGCCCGCUGAGCUUCAAGUGUCAGCAACACCUUGCAACAUAACAGCGAGCCUGCAAGAGCCACAGUAAGGGUACAAUCAUGGAUGAAAUGGACUUUGACCGGCGCCGAGAGCUGAGGAGGCAGAAGCGGGAGGAGAUGCGUCUGGAGGCUGAACGUUUGACAAGAAACGAUGACGACGACGAGGAGGCGGCCCGCGAGAGAAGGCGCCGGGCCCGCCAGGAGAGGCUGAGGGCCAAAGAGUUGGAAGAAUCCUCCGGCCAACCUGACAGUCUGGUCGAGACCAACUGCCACAGCAUGACCGAAAGCGUCUCAGCGAGCGGCAGUUUUGGAGGCGGCAGCGGCGAGGAAGAGGACCAAGCGCUGCUGGAACGCGUGGCCAGGCGCGAGGAGCGUCGCCAGCGCCGCCUGAUGGAGGCGCUGGAGCGACAGAGGCAGCCGGACGAGACGGAGGGCCAGGACAGCGGGGAGAAGAGCCAAAUGGUGCGGGAGGAAGAGGAAGAGGAGCAGAGGUCUUCCUCCUGGCGUCAGGCGAAGAUGCACAGCUACAUGAGAGAGGAGGAGCCGGUGGCCAGAGCAGAAGAAGAGAAGAUUGUGAUGGAGGAGAAGCCAAGGAGAUCUUACUUAAGAGAAGAGCUGUGUGAGAGAGGCCAGAGCAGGGAGGAGCAGAGGAAGCAGAACGGCGGCCUGCAUGAUGAGGAGGAGGAGGAGGAGGAGGAAGAGCAGGAGAACGAAGAGGAAGAGGAAGAAGCCACUGCGAUACAGUACAGGGAACCUGAGAGGACAUUCGGUCGAGGCGGCGCACCCUACCCUGAUGAUGACGACGAGCAGGGCGACCAGGACGCCGCCCGCCUGGAGGCGGAGCUCAAGCUGGAGGAGCUGAAACGCCGCCGCGAAGACACCGAGAGCGAGGAGUUUGAGCGCAUGCGGCAGAAGCAACAGGAGUCCGAGGCCCAGCUGGAGGACCUCAAGAGGAAGAGGGAGGAGAGGAGGAAGGUGCUGGAGGAGGAGGAGAGGCAGAGGAAGCAGGAUGAGGCUGAGCGGAAAGCCAGAGAGGAGGAGGAGAAAAGGAAGAUGAAGGAGGAGAUCGAAAGGAGGAGGGCGGAGGCGGCCGAGAAGAGGCAUAAGGUGGAGGAUCCGGUGGACGACGAAGAAAAACCCUUCAAGUGCGUCAGCCCUCGAGGCUCCUCUCUCAAGAUCGGAGAGCGUGCCGAGUUUCUCAACAAGUCAGCACAGAAAAGCACGGUCAAGACGUCCCUUUCACCCGUGGUGUCCAAGAUCGACAACCGACUGGAGCAGUACACCUCGGCCGCGCAGCGCGAGAACAAGGAGUCGCGAUCCCCUCGCUCGGGCGCCGUGGAUCUCCCGACGGUGACCGACAGCAUCCGUAACAUCAAGAGCAUGUGGGAGAAAGGCAGCGUGUUCAACUCGCCGGGAAGCACCGGCAGCACCUUUAAGGAAACAAGCUUGAUCAACCCGGGCGUGGCGGGCCGCAUCAACGACUGGCUGAAUAAAGCCCCCGAGAGCGGCAAGACGUCGGGAGCAAGGCCAUCGGACUUGAAGCCCGUUGACGUGACCAAUAAAAGGAGUUUAUGGGAGAACAAAGGCUCCUCUGCAGCCAAGGCGCCAGGAAGAGGCGAGACCAAGUCAGUCACCAACGGUAUGGGCUACUAAUGUCCUGAAGGAGCCUUUUUUUUUUUUAAGCCAGGGCCACGACAAUUCAAGACUUUGGCUUGAUGACCAAAAAAAAAAAAAAAAAUGACCACAAUCCCAAAGAAAGGGACCCCAAGAAAAAGACAAACGUCUCAGCAUUAUACACAAACAUCACUCUGUUGUUGUUUUUUUUAUUUGUUUUUUUGUACGGUGGCCUUUGCACGUUUCUAUUUGCUUUGUAAAAGAAACCAAAUGCUGUGAAAAUUGAGAUAUUACGACGACGAAAAGUUCCAAAAAUAAUUUCCCGGGGUGACAACCUGUCAAGUUCCAUUCCAUUUCUUUUUAAUUUAUAUUUCAAGCCGAAAGCUUGACACACAUCAUUAUUUUAUUCCAACCACUUUGGGGAUAGAAAUGUAAGCACUUGUAGAAUUUAGCUCAAGUCACAUUUAUUAUGUAUGACAAUAGCACAGCGACGCUCCGGGUAAUGUAUGUUAACACGUUAUACGGUCAUCUUAUCUAACAUCCUUAUACUCACAAGAAUUUUUUUCUUUUUUUUUUUUGUAUUCAUGAACAUUCCACCAACGGGCAGUGUUGAUUAUACAAAAGGCCAUUAUGACUUUUUAUUCUUCUCUUAUUUAUGUUUUGUGUAGCUUCAGACAUUCCUCUUUAAAGCAGGUGCACGUGAUGCCUUCAAACUUUUAUAUAUAUAGAAAUGUAGCGGGGAAAAGGCAAAGCAGCCAUUUUACCUUUGGCUUAAAAAAAAAUAAAAUGCUUUUAUGCACGCUCUAGUAGAAAUCAGGGUGCCUCCGCUAGUCCAAGGACGAGCCACUGUGUACUUUAUCAGGCCUUAUGAUUGCAAUGAGAAGCUUAACGAGCGCGGAGGCAGCGUACGCAAACGCCUCACAGGAAGGAAGUGUUUACGUUAGGAAGAUUUGGAAGGAGGAUUUCUCAGUCUUCAGUCGGCUCCAUUGAUUUUUAUUUUUUUUUGGUUUUGUUCCCGCUCCAAUGUCGGACAAUCACAUUCCACGGCCUCGGGAGAGAGCGGGAGAGGCUCGACCAAAACAUUUUCCGUUUUAUGAAUGUUUCAAUGCAUUUUUUUUUUUUUUACUUUUUCUCCAUGUUUCUUGUUUAUUUCCAUGUUUAACCAGAAACUUUGUGUAAGCGACGCUACGCACAUUGUCAUAUGUUAGUCUCUGUGAAGAACAUUCCCGAUGCCAGGCACGCUUCCAAGUGGCUGCAUGUUUUCAAAGCAUUGUACCACUGUCGCAACAACGGAAUAAAGGCAUUGAGAUUUCACAA
Molecule: messenger RNA, 3189 nt
Organism: Syngnathus typhle (broad-nosed pipefish)
Lineage: Eukaryota; Metazoa; Chordata; Actinopteri; Syngnathiformes; Syngnathidae
Gene: cald1a
Product: caldesmon 1a
Exons: 15
Coding region: 319-1911 (530 amino acids)
Biological process (GO): muscle contraction; angiogenesis; actin filament bundle assembly
Cellular component (GO): actin cytoskeleton
Molecular function (GO): calmodulin binding; myosin binding; actin binding
Source: RefSeq, a predicted model, not a curated record